This is a messenger RNA of Fonticula alba, 987 nucleotides long. RefSeq lists its product as hypothetical. The transcript has 6 exons. The record is from RefSeq and is a predicted model, not a curated record. Bases 1 to 987 code for a protein of 328 amino acids. NCBI's taxonomy places the organism in Eukaryota, Rotosphaerida, Fonticulaceae.
AUGGCCUCCCCUUCCACGGGGCCGACUGUCGACGCCUCUGCGCCGCCGUCCAGCCGCGCUGCCGUCCUUCGGGAUGCGGUCCUGCUGCUAAUCCUUCUGGCAGCCGGCCUGGCUGUCGUGGCUCUGUCCAUCCGGGCCCUGCCGGACUUUUCCCCUACUGAGGCUGAUCAGCUCGGCAUUCAGGACCUACGAGUGCGGCUCUUCCUGAAAGACCGCUCCACCAGGCUUCUGUCAUGGCUGCCUUGGUGGGUGUCGUUUGAUUCUCUGAUGCACUUGCGCAUGCUUUCCUCCUCCGGCCGGUUGGGCCCGAUCCUGGGCCACUAUAUCGCCACCAACUACGGAAGCGUGGUCUCCGCCUACAUGGCCCUCUAUAUUUUCCUGCAAACCUUCGCCAUCCCCGGCUCGGCCGGGCUGAGUGUCAUCGGCGGGGCCCUUUUCGGCUUCUGGCCCGGGCUCCUCCUCGUGUGUCUGUGCUCGGCUCUUGGUGCCACCGGGUGUUACUUGCUGUCCAGGCUGCUGGGCCGCCAUGUGCUGUCGCGCUUCAGCGGCCCGCCCUUGACCACGGUCAUUGCUGGCACGAUUCACGAUCUCAGCGGUGGCAUGGUGUCGGCCGAUGCCUGGGACCGGUCCCUGUGGGUCGGUCUGGCGGCGGUCCUCCUGUUGCGCAUUUCGCCGGUCCCCAACUUCCUGGUGAAUGUUGCCUCCCCGCAUGCUGGCCUUCGUCUGGUGCCCUUCUUCCUGGGAACCUUCUUCGGUGUCAUCCCCCUGUCCCUUGUGCCCGUGCAGACGGGCGCGGCAGUCACCUCACCCACGCUCGCCAUUGCCCUACGGCGCUCGGGAGCUGUCCUGGCGGUGGCCCUGGUGUUUGCCCUGCUGGUGGCCUGGGUUCGGAAAGGCCCGAGGACCAGCGCCCCUCAGCCAGGCCCGGCUGUUGCAGGUUCUCCUUCAUCGGCCAUGCCAGCGGAUCAUCGCCCAAAGACCGAGUGA